AUGGGUAUCAUUAGUUACGUGUUGAGUCAGCAUGGUCUUAUUCCGCUACCUGUUACUGAGUUGUUUGGUCAGGACGCUAAUAAGGUCAUGAAGCAAUAUCAUCCAUUGGGACCCAAUAUGAGUCUAAAUGCUCUCAUUACUAAUAGUGACGAUUUGGAUGAGCAACUAAGUGCCGAAGAAUUCAUCAAGUCAUUGAAAAAGGUUGACUCCUUCGAAGAUCCGAAGAAGAAAUCUCAAAGUGGUACAUCUACCGCGUCAGGAUCCAGCGACAAAAUGGCAAGCACCAAAAUGGAAGAAGAGAAGAAAAAAAUGAUGAUUGAGAAAAAAGGAAGUGCAUCAGAGUUGCUCGUGAAAAUGCGCAGUCGCUUCCAGCAUCGAGCCACUGAACCAGUAUUCCACACUCUAGCCACCAAUGCACCGGAGGCCAGUCUCGAACGCCAGUCAUCCACUGAAGAAGGAUCAACCUUGAAACUGCCUCCACUUGCAACGCUCAAACACGAGCAACGCACUGAUUCUGCUCCAACGCUACAACGUUUCUAUCCUGAGAAAUAUAUCUCAGAAAGUGAUGAUCUCUCAUGA
Molecule: messenger RNA, 579 nt
Organism: Haemonchus placei
Lineage: Eukaryota; Metazoa; Nematoda; Chromadorea; Rhabditida; Trichostrongylidae
Source: the annotation of a GenBank genome assembly